AUGGCAACGAUCAACGGAACGGUCGUCGCGUCGCCCUUGGCCACGGCCAAGUACGUUGCCGGCGUCUUUCCUGCCCAAUUCGAGCCGCUUAUCGAGGCUGUCGCGCAGACCAGCGUGUGGACGGUCCUGUUCACUGUGCUGGCCAUUGCCGUAGUCUACGACCAAGUCAGCUACCUUUCGCAGAAGGGCAGCAUUGUUGGCCCGGCAUGGAAGGAGCCGUUUAUCGGUCCCUUCUUGCAGAGCGUCAACCCCAAGUUUGAGGAGUAUUAUGGCAAGUGGGUGAGCGGCCCAUUGAGCUGCGUUUCGGUGUUCCACAAGUUUGUGGUCAUCGCCUCGACCCGCGACAUGGCCCGCAAGGUGUUCAACUCUCCGACCUAUGUCAAGCCCUGUGUCGUCGACAUUGCCCACAAGCUGCUGGGUGCCGACAACUGGGUAUUUCUCGACGGCAAGGCCCAUGUGGACUUCCGCAAGGGCUUGAAUGGCCUCUUCACCCGCCGGGCUCUCGAGUGCUACCUGCCCGGCCAGGAGGAUGUGUACCACACCUACUUUAAGCGGUUCGUGAAGAUCACCAAGGAUGCUGGCGGCAAGCCUGUCCCGUUCAUGAGCGAGUUCCGCGAAAUCAUGUGCGCCCUGUCGUGCCGCUCGUUUGUCGGCAGCUAUCUGCCAGAGGAGUCCUUCAAAAGAAUCGCCGACGACUACUACCUCAUCACGGCUGCCCUCGAGCUGGUCAACUUUCCUAUUAUCCUGCCCUACACCAAGACCUGGUACGGCAAGAAGGCUGCCGAUCUGGUCCUGGAAGAGUUCUCCAAGUGCGCGGCUAAGAGCAAGAUCCGCAUGCGUGCCGGCGGCGAGGUCAACUCCAUCAUGGACGCCUGGGUCAAGGCUAUGGUCGACUCGGAAAACUGGCGCAACGCCGAGGCCAAGGGUCUGUCUAUCGAGGGCCUCGAGAAGCCGACACCGCUCCUGCGCGAAUUCAGCGACUAUGAGAUUGCCCAGACCAUCUUCACCUUCCUGUUCGCCUCCCAGGACGCCACCAGCAGCGCUUGCACUUGGCUCUUUCAGAUCAUGGCCCAGCGGCCCGAUGUCCUCGACCGUGUCCGCGAUGAGAACAUACGUGUGCGCAAGGGUGACCGCAACGCUUCCGUCAACCUAGAUGAGCUUGAGUCCAUGACCUACACCCGUGCCGUCGUACGCGAGCUGCUCCGCUAUCGGCCUCCUGUCCUGAUGGUUCCUUACCUCGUCAAGAAGAAGUUCCCCAUCUCCGAGACGUACUCUGUCCCUAAAGGCGCCAUGGUCAUUCCCACGACGUACAUGGCUCUGCGCGACCCCGAUGUGUACACCAACCCGGACGAGUUUGACCCGGAGCGCUACUACACCGGUGACGCGGAGGAGAAGGGAGCCAAGAACUACCUCGUUUUUGGCACUGGCCCACACUACUGUCUCGGCCAGCACUAUGCCCAGCUGAACUUGGCCCUGUGCAUCGGCAUGGCCUCUAUACGGCUUGACUGGAAGCACCACCCGACUCCUCAGUCCGAGGAGAUCAAGGUGUUUGCCACGAUCUUCCCCAAGGACGACUGCCCCUUGACGUUCACAGAACGAAAGUGA
Grosmannia clavigera kw1407 is the source of this 1605-nucleotide messenger RNA. RefSeq names its product cytochrome p450 monooxygenase. Gene Ontology annotation, biological process: sterol metabolic process. Gene Ontology annotation, molecular function: oxidoreductase activity, acting on paired donors, with incorporation or reduction of molecular oxygen; monooxygenase activity; iron ion binding. The coding region runs from base 1 to 1605 and encodes 534 amino acids. The record is from RefSeq and is a predicted model, not a curated record. Lineage: Eukaryota; Fungi; Ascomycota; Sordariomycetes; Ophiostomatales; Ophiostomataceae. The transcript has 5 exons.